AUGUCGACUGCGAUAGCCAAGAUCGCCGAGCUCGAGGCCGAGUAUGCCCGCACUCAAAAGAACAAGGCAACUAUGAAGCACUUGUGUCUACUCAAAGCCAAGAUUGCCAAGCUGCGACGCGAAAUUACGGACGCUGGCUCCAAGUCUGGCGGGGGCGGUACUGGUGAGGGUUUCGACGUCAACAAGGCUGGCGACACACGCGUGGGACUUGUAGGCUUUCCUUCUGUGGGAAAAUCGACGCUACUGACAAAACUUACCGGCACAUUUUCCGAGGCUGCUUCGUACGAAUUUACGACGCUAACGGCGAUUCCUGGCACGCUUAACUACCGUGGUGCGCGAAUUCAGAUCCUCGACUUGCCAGGUAUUAUCGAAGGCGCUAAAGACGGCAAGGGCCGCGGUCGACAGGUAAUUGGUACGGCUCGUACUUGUAAUGUGAUUCUUAUUGUGCUCGAUGCUAUGAAACCUGCUACGCACAAGAAGCUCAUUGAGUUCGAGCUAGAAGGCUUUGGUAUUCGCCUUAACAAGAAACCUGCCAACAUGGUUUUUCGUCGUAAGGAGCGAGGGGGUAUCAACUUCCAGACUACCGUUCCUCAGAGCGAGCUAGAUGCAGACACGAUAUACCAAAUUCUGCACGAAUACAAGAUUCACAAUGCUGACGUGACACUGCGCGCCGACGUGACGGUGGACGAAUUUAUUGACCAGAUAGAGGGUAACCGCGUGUAUAUUCCAUGCUUAUACGUUUUAAACAAAAUCGACCAGCUCACUAUUGAAGAGCUGACGAUCAUCGAUCAAAUCCCGCAUAAUGUCGUGAUCUCGGCUCACCAUGGAUGGAACCUGGACGAGUUACUGGAGACAAUUUGGGACUAUUGCCACAUGAUUCGCAUAUACACGAAACCUCGAGGCAGACUGCCUGAUUACAAUGCGCCUGUUAUUUUACACGAAGAAAAUCCGACUGUCGAGAACUUUUGUCAGCGAAUUCAUAAGUCGCUGCUGAAGGAAUUUAAAUACGCUUGGGUAUGGGGAGCAUCGUGCAAGCACCAGCCGCAGAAAGUAGGCAAGGAACAUCAGCUUCAAGACGAAGACAUUAAAAUCGAUUAUCACCAUCUUGGUAAUGUUUGGCGUAAAGAAUUAUUCAGGCGUCAAGGUAAAACUGGCAAGCCGCCACGUCGUUUAAGUUGCGUUUUUGCUAAAGCUGCACUUGUAGAAGAGGAGGAGUAG
This is a messenger RNA of Plasmopara halstedii, 1218 nucleotides long. RefSeq names its product developmentally-regulated gtp-binding protein 1. NCBI's taxonomy places the organism in Eukaryota, Oomycota, Peronosporomycetes, Peronosporales, Peronosporaceae. The transcript has 5 exons. Bases 1 to 1218 code for a protein of 405 amino acids. Gene Ontology annotation, cellular component: cytoplasm. Gene Ontology annotation, molecular function: GTPase activity; GTP binding. The record is from RefSeq and is a predicted model, not a curated record. Gene Ontology annotation, biological process: cytoplasmic translation.